Messenger RNA from Triplophysa rosa, 3999 nucleotides. RefSeq lists its product as uncharacterized. The coding region runs from base 195 to 971 and encodes 258 amino acids. Lineage: Eukaryota; Metazoa; Chordata; Actinopteri; Cypriniformes; Nemacheilidae. Gene Ontology annotation, molecular function: DNA-binding transcription factor activity, RNA polymerase II-specific; RNA polymerase II cis-regulatory region sequence-specific DNA binding. The transcript has 3 exons. Gene Ontology annotation, biological process: regulation of transcription by RNA polymerase II. The record is from RefSeq and is a predicted model, not a curated record.
CAGCAGCAGACACAAUGAAACGAGGAGCAAUGUAGGACACCACGUUGGGGCUUGAAACGCAGACACCCCGAUAGAGACCCGAGUCGCCGAUGAGAAAAACGCGGAGUUAAAAAUCUCUGGAGAACAACUGACCGAGCUCAGGAAACGAGGCUCUCCUUAACUUUUGCUUUGUCGUUAAACGCAGUCGCGAUAUAAUGUCGUUCGCUUAUUCGGAUUAUUUAGCCGCAGAGUGCCUGGUGUCGAUAGCCAGCGGUCCCGUACUCCAUCGACCCACCCCGGUGUCUGGUGCGGCUCAGGCCCUUCCGCAGGGCCUUACUGCCGGGGAGCCAGACGGGUCGAGCGAGGACAGGGAGGUGCGGGAGACGCUCCGGUUAGAGGGGGCCAAUAUGAUGACGGUGGCGGAGAUCCUCACCGACCUGCACGGCAAUUUUCGUCCUAUGUCGGCCUAUUCCGAAAGCAGCAACUCGUCAUGCGGAGAGAGCGGUUACACCACGUUGUCAGACUCCACCACCCCAACGCCGACCAUGACCCCCUCUGCCACCCCUGUCCCGGGACAGUACAAUAACACCCCCCAGCAGAUUUGGGGAGGAGGGGGAGCACCCCGGUCCCCAACCAAGCGUCACCCCUGUACUUUCAACGGGUGUGAUAGGGUGUACGGCAAAUCAUCCCACCUGAAAGCGCACAUCAGAACACACACAGGUGAGAGGCCUUUUCCCUGCACUUGGCCUGACUGCGAAAAAAAAUUUGCACGUUCAGACGAGCUAGCCCGGCACCUGCGCACGCACACGGGCGAGAAGCGCUUCCUGUGCCCCCUCUGCGAUAAGCGCUUCAUGCGCAGCGACCACCUCAUCAAGCACGCUCGUCGGCACCCCAACUUCCACCCCUCCAUGAUCAACCGUAAGGUCUCAGUUCAAGGAUCUGCCUCCGCCCAGCCCUCUCCCUCCUCAGAGUACGCCAGCACUGCCGAGUAGACACACCCACUGCCUCACCGGGACCUCGAUCAGACCCCUGUUUUCUGCACUGUGACCACCAUCCCUGUAAGACGCAAUGCAGUCUGAUUCGAUCACUGUGCAUGCUGGGAUCUUUUGAGCUCAGUUCUUACUUCCACAGGCCAAAAAACGGAGAACUUCAUGUCUUCCUCUGAACCCCUUUCGUAAUGACCAAAAUGGGCGACGGAGACACAAACUCUUAAGCACAUUCCCCUGAUAUGCCAGAGUCAUGCGAUUAUAUGAUCACAUGGCUGGCAAGUGAUGCCGAAUACAUUGUUGAUCUUAAUUGUGCCUGCUUUGGGUGAAAUGUAUUGUGAGAUGUUUUUGGGCGCAUGUUGACAAAAUGGCCACCAGGAGUUUUCCAACAACACUUGUGUUAUUUGUCAUCUAGCCUAGCAUCACUUGUCAGCCAUGUUUUAUAACCUCUGAAAGGAUCUCCUGUUUCCUGUCUUUCCAUCUAUUGUCGAAAAUUUAGCACAACCUUGUUUGUCUUGUCUUUUUGUACAGCCAGAAUAGCAAACUCCCGCUGAUCUGUUUUGCUUGUCCACACAUAAUGUACGAUACAAUAACCACAUUGAUUUGUAGUAUUGUUAUCACAACGUUUACCUACAUUGACGUCGUGCGUUUUUAAAACGUUUGGUAUAAACUUAGUCGGGUAUUUUCAUUCCUUAAUCUAAUAAGAUCCUCAAUGCCCAUUUAAAGAAAACAUUGCUUAUAAUUAAAACCGAAAUGGCCAGUGAGUUUCCGUUAGGUAGAAACACUGCCUGUAUUUCCACAGCUUUCCCUACUGAAAUUAUUGAAAUCAUAAUAACUUAUUGGCAUUUUAUUUUACUUUUUUGCUUACGUUUUCUACUUGGAUCAGCAUGGCGUCUAAAAUAGCCUUUUAGUUUUUUUAAUCACUUAUAGCCCAUGCAUCUAUUAUUGCUUUGCGCAUCGAGGAACUUGUGUUUGUCCAUGUAAUGUUGACAUGUUGAUACAUGUAGCGAUGUGUUUAAUAGUAAUGUGGAUAUGUGUAGAUAAUAUCUAUGCUCGAAGCUUCAAUGGUUAAGAUGUUAUUAUAUAAACUACUAAAAGGAAUACUUAUGACAGUACACGCUUGAAUAGAAUAGAGUGCUGCUUGUGUGCGAAUGUUUGCGCGUCACGUUUGUAUGUAUAUUCACGCGGGGGAAGAACGCGAACUGUCGCGAACUCUACCUGAACUGUCCCGUCUGCGGACCUCUUACAACUAUCUCAGAGAACAAAGAACACAUCAGGAAACUCAGAAAGCCUUAAAUACGUUGACUUGUUUUGCACCAUUGUUUACUGUUUGAUAUUUUCUACAGGUAUGCCGGCAGGCAUUGAUCUACUCAACUAAAGAAAUACAAAUGCAAUAUUGCACUUUUUUCUUACUGGUAUUGUCAAUGAUAUUAUUCGUCUGCUAGUGUGAUGGGUUACACUUUAUGCUACUGCAUAGUUCUUCUACAAUAUGAACACUGUGGAAGGGGGUAAAGACCUGUCACAAUAAAUCGAUACAUUAGUCUCAAUAUGCACAUUUGUCUGUGUGUGGACAAAGUGAUUUUUGUGGCAUUUUCAGUUUCGUUUGUAUUAUUUCCUUCACGUUCUGUAGUAUCAAAUCAACUCUGUUACAUCAGUAACCGAUUCAAACGCUUACAAGUUUGUCUGCUGUCUUUCUGGUUCUCAAACCUACAGAUAACAUUUUAAUACUGUAUAAUACAGUUUGUCUGGGAAAAAAUGUUUUUCUGUGCUAAACAUGCAAUACUCAACGUACUUCAGGUAGCUGCAGGCAGAUAUCUGAAGUGCAAUGAUAAAUACUUUCUCAACAAUAACAAACCAAACCAGAAUAGUAUCUAAGACUAUAUGUAUUCAGUAGCCAAUUAAAUGAUGUAUUCCUAAAACUGCUUUGUAGGUUUGGCCACAAAUCUCUUUCAAAGGCCUUAAGAGCUGUUUUCUUCCAAUCAGAUGCAUGGUUUGAGUUGUCUUUGUAUCUGUUGUACUGUGUUUGGCUAAUGCACUAUUACAUCAAUGGUACACUGUGCUAUGCUGCAGCGGGUUUUGUAUGUGAUACUGGACCAUUGUGAUGUGUCUUUUGAUUUUCACUUACAAUGCCCUCUUUUAGCAGUCUGGAGUCAACUUUGCAUUUGAGAUACCUCCCAUUAUGCUCCACACAUUUGUAGCUAGAACUCUGGACAGUCUGUGCUAUCACAAACCACUGGAUCAAGUCUUGAUUUGUUUUUAAUUGUGUGUUUUGAGGUCUUUCAUUUCAGUGAUUAUUAUCUUUUGUAUUGUUUGGUUUGUUGUAUUGAAAGGUCUUGUUUCUUAUGCUUUGUAUUAGAUUGUGUACUAUAGGUGUCUCUAAAGUAUAGCUUAGCAAUCAUAUAGCAAAGAGAGGUCUUGCUCUAUAGUUCCUUCAGGAAAAUGCUGCAUCAUUUGCUUUUUUUUAGCAUCUAUUUCUCUGUAUAUCAAAAGCAGGUUAGCUGAGAUAUGUGUGUGAGUGUGGUUGCUUUAAAUCUAAUUGCUAGAUUGAGAAUUUGUAGAGGGAUGACUUUAUUUCGAGAACUGCUUUGUUGCUUGGCGUACAAUCUAUACAUUGUUCAUCCUGAAGUUUUUUACACACUAAACUGACUGGCAGACAGUCUACAGUAAAUCACACUAGAGUUAUGUCUAAAGAGAUCUUUUCAUGGUCUCAAUCUACAGCCAUGUCCCAUAUCAGUGGACAAGCGGGUUUAGUCUGUACAAAUGCUUCCAUGUAUCUCCUCAGGUGAUGAAACUAAAUGUUGAAAUCUCUGUUCUUCUGGAGCAGGACCUAAUGUUAAGCAUUCUUUUCAUUUGCUUUGUUUUGCGGUAUUCUGCUUUAAUUAUUUAUUACUUGCUAUUGUUUUGAUGUGCUUUAAAAUAUCUUUUUUCAGUACUUAUUUGUGGUAUGAGACUUGACUAAUAAUUUGAUUUGAGAAAUUGAUUCAUUGUUUGCCUCCAAAAAACCCUCCAGUGCUUUUUAAAUAAUAAACUGAUA